UUUUUAUAGAUACUCCAAUCCAAUAGUGUCACAACCUCAUAUCAACUACAUUUCUAUUCCCCCCUUUCUUCUAAACUUGACAUCCCUCUUUCUUUUGUGGCUAUUCUUGAAAAAAAAAUUCUUUAAUCUAUGGCUACUCUCACAAAUUUUUUGCUCAAACCCUCUCCAAAUCUAGCUUCAAUUACAAAAAUUAGCCCUUCACUUUACUCCAAUUUCCCUUUUGAGAAAUCCAAACAAUCAAUUUUCAAGAACCUCAAAACAAACAAGCCCUUAUUGAUUACAAAGGCAACAGCAGCACCUGAUGUUGAGAAAAAAGUGGCCAAAAGUGAAAGAGUACAAAAGGUUAAUAGUAUGGAGGAAUUGGAUGAAGCAUUAAAAAAGGCGAAAAAUCGACUAGUUGUGGUUGAAUUUGCAGGCAAAGAUAGUGAGCGUUCCAAAAAUAUUUAUCCUUUUAUGGUGAAUUUAAGUAAGACGUGUAACGAUGUCGAUUUCUUGUUGGUGAUCGGAGAUGAAACGGAGAACACUAAGGCACUCUGCCGGAGGGAAAAGAUUGACAAGGUACCACAUUUCAACUUCUACAAAAGCAUGGAGAAGAUCCACGAGGAAGAAGGCAUUGGGCCGGACCAACUAGCCGGUGAUGUACUGUACUACGGUGACAGCCACUCCGAAGUAGUGCAGCUCCACAGCAGAGAAGACGUUGAAAAGGUAAUCGAAGAUCACAAAAUCGAUAAAAAGUUAAUAGUCCUGGAUGUUGGAUUGAAGCAUUGUGGACCAUGUGUGAAAGUUUAUCCAACGGUGAUCAAGCUAUCGAAGCAGAUGGCUGAUACAGUCGUGUUCGCGAGAAUGAAUGGCGAUGAGAAUGAUAGUUGUAUGCAGUUUUUGAAAGACAUGGAUGUUAUUGAAGUGCCUACAUUUUUGUUUAUAAGAGAUGGUGAGAUUUGUGGAAGGUAUGUUGGUUCUGGGAAAGGUGAACUUAUUGGAGAAAUUCUUAGAUACCAAGGAGUUAGGGUUACUUAUUAAAAUUGUUGAAGUUAUAUUAUAUACUCAAUUGGGACAUUUGAU
Solanum stenotomum is the source of this 1062-nucleotide messenger RNA. Its product is annotated as thioredoxin-like protein CDSP32, chloroplastic. The record is from RefSeq and is a predicted model, not a curated record. Bases 130 to 1020 code for a protein of 296 amino acids. NCBI's taxonomy places the organism in Eukaryota, Viridiplantae, Streptophyta, Magnoliopsida, Solanales, Solanaceae. The transcript has 2 exons. Gene Ontology annotation, molecular function: oxidoreductase activity, acting on a sulfur group of donors, disulfide as acceptor.